This is a messenger RNA of Neomonachus schauinslandi (Hawaiian monk seal), 1832 nucleotides long. RefSeq names its product inhibitor of growth family member 3 (gene ING3). The record is from RefSeq and is a predicted model, not a curated record. Bases 140 to 1396 code for a protein of 418 amino acids. Gene Ontology annotation, cellular component: NuA4 histone acetyltransferase complex. The transcript is spliced from 12 exons. Gene Ontology annotation, biological process: regulation of DNA-templated transcription. NCBI's taxonomy places the organism in Eukaryota, Metazoa, Chordata, Mammalia, Carnivora, Phocidae.
UUUUUUUUUUUUUUUUCCGCCGAAGCUGAGCGGGUGCUGCUAGCGGAGGCGCCAUAUUGGAAGGGACAAAACUCCGGCGACAGCGAGUGACACAAAUAAACCCCUGGACCCCCUCGUUCCCCCAGCUCUAAGGGCCGCGAUGUUGUACCUAGAGGACUAUCUGGAAAUGAUUGAGCAGCUUCCAAUGGAUCUGCGGGACCGCUUCACGGAGAUGCGCGAGAUGGACCUGCAGGUGCAGAAUGCAAUGGAUCAACUAGAACAAAGAGUCAGUGAAUUCUUUAUGAAUGCAAAGAAAAAUAAACCGGAGUGGAGAGAAGAACAAAUGGCAUCCAUCAAAAAAGAUUACUAUAAAGCUUUGGAAGAUGCAGAUGAGAAGGUACAAUUGGCAAAUCAGAUAUAUGACUUGGUAGAUCGACACUUGAGAAAGCUGGAUCAGGAACUGGCUAAGUUUAAAAUGGAGCUGGAAGCUGAUAAUGCUGGAAUUACAGAAAUAUUAGAGAGGCGGUCUUUGGAAUUAGAUACUCCUUCACAGCCAGUGAACAAUCAUCAUGCUCAUUCACAUACUCCAGUGGAAAAAAGGAAAUAUAAUCCGACUUCUCACCAUACAACAACAGAUCAUAUUCCUGAAAAGAAGUUUAAAUCUGAAGCUCUUCUAUCUACGCUUACAUCAGAUGCCUCUAAGGAAAAUACACUAGGAUGUCGAAAUAAUAAUUCUACAGCCUCUUCCAACAAUGCUUACAGUGUGAAUUCCUCCCAACCUCUGGCAUCCUACAAUAUCGGCUCGUUAUCUUCAGGAACUGGUGCAGGGGCCAUUACCAUGGCCGCCGCUCAAGCAGUUCAAGCCACAGCUCAGAUGAAAGAGGGACGAAGAACAUCAAGUCUGAAAGCCAGUUAUGAAGCGUUUAAGAAUAAUGACUUUCAGCUGGGAAAAGAAUUUUCAAUGCCCAGAGAAGCGGCUGGCUAUUCAUCAUCUUCAGCACUCAUGACUACAUUAACACAGAACGCCAGUUCAUCAGCAGCCGACUCACGUAGUGGGAGAAAGAGCAAAAACAACAACAAAUCUUCAAGUCAGCAGUCAUCAUCUUCCUCCUCCUCCUCUUCCUUGUCAUCAUGUUCUUCUUCAUCAACCGUCGUACAAGAAAUCUCUCAACAAACAACAGUAGUACCAGAGUCUGAUUCAAACAGUCAGGUCGAUUGGACUUAUGACCCAAAUGAACCACGAUACUGCAUUUGCAAUCAGGUAUCCUAUGGCGAGAUGGUGGGCUGUGAUAACCAAGAUUGCCCAAUCGAAUGGUUCCAUUAUGGAUGUGUUGGGUUGACAGAAGCACCAAAAGGAAAAUGGUACUGUCCACAGUGCACUGCUGCAAUGAAGAGAAGAGGCAGUCGGCACAAAUAAAGGUGGUCGUUUCAUUUGAGGAAGAAAAAACUUCAACUAAACAUUUUAUAUAGGACUUGAAAAAAGAAGAAAAGAGAAAGAAGACACAAUGCAUUUCCAGGCAACCACUUCAAGGAUUUACAUAGACAAUCCUGUAAGAUCUUGAACUUGAAUUUUAUGGGUUGUAUUUUAAUAAUGUAAGUAAAUUAUUUAUGCACUCCUGGUGUGCUAUGAAUAUUAUUCCAGUUAGCCUUGGAUUAUUUCAGUGGCCAACAUAUGCAGACAUUUGUACUCCUCAACCAUUUUCUCAAAGUAAUGGGCAUUCUAUAAUUUAGACUUCAGAGAAUUCCAACGAUGAAGAUUUUAAGAAAAGUAUUUUAUAUUCAACAGGUAUGUUCUGCUGCAUGUACUGUACUCCAGAGCUGUUAUGUAACACUGUAUAUAAAUGGUUGCAAAA